AUGAACCAAGCAAGACAAAUAUCUGGUUUAACAACAUCUACAUCUCAUUACACAUCAUCUAGAUCAUCAAAUUCACCGUCGAUAAAAGCUCUUCAACUUGAAUAUGCAAGAUUACAAAAAGAACCAGUAGAAGGCUUUACCGUUAAACUUGAUGAUGAUUCAAAUUUGUAUAAAUGGCAUGUUGGAAUUUUUGGGCCACCUGAUACCUUAUAUGAAGGGGGUUAUUUCAAAGCAGAUAUGGAAUUUCCAACAACUUACCCAUUUGCUCCACCUAAAGUUCGUUUUCUAACGAAAAUGUGGCAUCCAAAUAUAUAUGAAAAUGGUGAAGUAUGCAUAUCGAUUCUACACCCACCAACAGAGGAUCCUCAAUCAGGCGAGCAUCCAAGUGAACGAUGGAAUCCAACGCAAAAUGUUCGAACAAUUCUAAUGUCAAUUAUUAGUCUAUUAAACGAACCGAAUUGUUCAUCACCUGCUAAUGUUGAUGCAAGUGUUAUGUAUCGAAAAUAUAAAGAAAAUAAAGACAACGAAUAUGAAUCAAUAAUAAAAAAACAAGUCAAUGAAUCACGAUUAGUCGCUGAGCACGAAGGCAUAACGAUACCAAAAACCCUUGAUGAUUACGUGGCGCCGUCACGUGCUGGUGCACUUGGAUUGAAUGGCGGCAAGAAUGGUAAACGAUCUGUAUUCAAUGCAUUAUCACACGAAGACGAUGUUGACUUAGGAAUAGAUGAUGAUGAUGAUCAAAUGGCUGAUAUGGCUGAUGAUGAUGAUGGAUCUUAUGAUGAUAGCGAUUAA
Rotaria socialis is the source of this 792-nucleotide messenger RNA. The record is from the annotation of a GenBank genome assembly. NCBI's taxonomy places the organism in Eukaryota, Metazoa, Rotifera, Eurotatoria, Philodinida, Philodinidae.